CGUCCCGGGCGUUCGAGCGAGCUGGUCGCCCGGUCUGUAGUUCCCAAGUGUUUCGCCAGUUCCAUGCGACCAAUUGACCAGCCUUAAUCGUUUCGUCUGUCCGCCUUGUCCGUUCAUUCUGGCGCGCGAUUUUCUUCGAAGUUUUCAUCCGCGACUUUCAAUUAUGAUCGAUAUUCGUUCAGGUUCCUCAUUGCCACGGGACAGUCGCGCGUAUUAACGUCGAAAGGGGUUAAAUGAUCAACAAUCGAUUUGAUUAUCCAUUAUUUGUGAUUGAAUUGUUCAAUCGGCAUGAAAAGUCGAUCAAAGUAGCCAAAAUGAAAUUAUAAAACUAAUAGUUAUAUAACGACAAUAUAGUGAUGUCCUUUGAAUGUCUUAAAAUACGCGCCAAGGAAAUAGACUAGCAGAAGACCGAAAAUAGCCGAAUGCGUCAUACUUCACGAACACUGUCCAGCCAAUGGUAUUGCUCCACAUGCUCGGUUCAUUCGACUCGCACGCAUUUUCCUACUGGACGCUGCGCCGUAUUGUGACGUGUUUUCGCGAAACACGAAUGUGAACGGACGAAUUGUUAUAACAGAAAUUUCAUAAUUUUAAAAAUAAAAAUAUAUUGAGCUUCGAACAAUCAUAAUACAUUAAGAUAUCGUCGAUUAACUUUAUAUUUACGUUGACGCAAAAUUAUAGACGCGCGCGGCAACUACGCUGCAACUUGUUAAUGGCGCACUCCGCGAGGUGGCGCACGUGUGCAAUGAUUUGCCGUUCGCUGUGUCAGUCUUACGGAAGAGGAGGUUUGCUUAGCAUUUAGGAAAAAUAUUUCGUUAAGAAAAUGACGUGUGUCUCAAAUUUCUGUGCUCGCGUAUCGUGAUACGUCAUAGAAUUAUUCCUUUCAGUGUCCGGCAAGUUUAUUCGUGGCAGUUCGUUUCGUUUUUUUUCCUCUCUUCGUCUUUCUCUUUCUUUGUGUGCUCGAGUGUAUCUUAGGGACCUGUAGCUAACCUAAAUAUUCGACAGCCGUAACGUAAUUUCUCUGUGACACGUCGCCAACGAAUACUUCGUUAUUGGUCCUUGAAAACUAUAGUGUGAAUGAACGUGGACAGUCAUUGAACAGAUAAGAUUAAGUGACGUAUUAAUAUAGAGGUAACCAUGGAGGACGGCCAUUGCAAAACAGUGGAAGAAGUAUUAGAAUACUUUUGCGUUGAUUCUGAUAAAGGAUUAUCUAUUGAUCAAGUUAAGAGGAAUCAGGAGAAAUAUGGUCUCAAUGAAUUGCCGGCCGAGGAGGGAAAGUCCAUAUGGCAACUCGUCCUGGAGCAAUUCGACGACCUUCUAGUUAAGAUUCUUCUAUUAGCCGCUAUUAUUUCUUUUGUAUUAGCUUUAUUUGAAGAGCACGAGGAUGCGUUCACGGCCUUCGUCGAGCCCUUCGUUAUUUUGCUCAUCCUGAUCGCCAACGCCGUGGUCGGUGUGUGGCAGGAGCGCAACGCCGAAUCUGCGAUCGAGGCGUUGAAGGAGUACGAGCCCGAGAUGGGCAAAGUGCUGCGCAUGGACAAGCCCGGUGUCCAGAGGAUUCGCGCCAAGGAGAUCGUGCCCGGCGAUGUGGUCGAAGUGUCGGUCGGUGACAAGAUCCCUGCCGAUAUCCGUCUAACCAAGAUCUUCUCGACCACCCUCAGGAUCGACCAGUCUAUCCUGACCGGUGAAUCGGUCUCGGUUAUCAAGCACACGGACCCUGUGCCCGACCCACGUGCCGUCAAUCAGGACAAGAAGAACAUCUUGUUCUCCGGCACGAACGUAGCCGCGGGCAAAGCUCGCGGCGUGGUGAUUGGGACGGGGUUGAACACCGCGAUUGGUAAGAUUCGUACCGAGAUGUCCGAGACGGAGGAGAUCAAGACGCCCCUCCAGCAAAAGCUGGACGAGUUCGGCGAACAAUUAUCGAAGGUUAUCUCGGUGAUCUGCGUGGCUGUCUGGGCCAUCAAUAUCGGACACUUCAACGACCCCGCGCACGGUGGAUCGUGGAUCAAGGGCGCCAUCUACUAUUUCAAGAUUGCCGUUGCUCUUGCCGUAGCCGCCAUCCCCGAAGGUUUGCCGGCCGUGAUCACCACGUGUUUGGCUCUGGGCACGCGUCGUAUGGCGAAGAAGAAUGCCAUCGUCCGAUCAUUGCCAUCCGUCGAGACCCUUGGCUGCACCUCCGUCAUAUGCUCGGACAAGACUGGUACAUUGACUACCAAUCAGAUGUCUGUCAGUCGUAUGUUCAUCUUCGACAAGAUCGAGGGGAACGACAGCAGCUUCCACGAGUUCGAGAUCACCGGCUCCACCUACGAACCGGUCGGUGAAAUAUUUUUGAGAGGCAAGAAGAUUCGCGGCCAAGACUACGAAACGCUCCACGAGAUCGGCACUAUCUGUAUCAUGUGUAACGAUUCCGCCAUCGACUUCAACGAAUUCAAACAAGCAUUCGAGAAAGUCGGCGAGGCAACCGAGACUGCCCUCAUCGUUCUCGCGGAGAAAAUCAAUCCUUACGGUGUCUCGAAGGGCGGGUUGGACAGGCGUAACGCGGCCAUCGCUGUAAGACAGGACAUAGAGACGAAAUGGAAGAAGGAAUUCACCUUGGAAUUCUCUCGCGACCGUAAAUCUAUGUCCUCUUACUGUUCGCCCUUGAAACCGACCAAAUUGGGCACCGGGCCCAAACUCUUCGUCAAAGGCGCCCCAGAGGGUGUGCUGGACAGGUGCACGCACGCCCGUGUCGGGUCUAACAAGGUCCCUCUCACGUCCACUUUGAAGAACCGCAUCUUAGAACUGACUCGCCAGUAUGGUACCGGCCGAGACACCCUGCGCUGCCUCGCCCUUGCCACUGCUGACCACCCCAUGAAACCCGACGAUAUGGAUCUUGACGAUUCCACCAAGUUCUACACGUACGAGAAGGAUCUGACGUUCAUCGGUGUCGUCGGUAUGCUCGACCCGCCUCGUAAGGAAGUAUUCGACUCCAUUGCCAGGUGUCGUGCCGCUGGUAUCCGCGUAAUCGUGAUUACUGGGGACAACAAGGCCACCGCGGAAGCUAUCUGCAGACGUAUCGGUGUGUUCGGUGAAAACGAGGACACGACCGGGAAGUCGUAUUCUGGGCGCGAGUUCGACGAUCUUCCUCCGUCUGAACAGAAGGCCGCCUGCGCCAGGGCUCGUCUGUUCUCCCGUGUGGAACCUGCUCACAAGUCUAAGAUCGUUGAGUUCCUGCAAAGUAUGAACGAAAUCUCGGCUAUGACAGGCGAUGGUGUGAAUGACGCACCCGCUUUGAAAAAAGCUGAGAUUGGUAUCGCUAUGGGUUCUGGAACCGCUGUUGCGAAAUCCGCAUCUGAGAUGGUAUUGGCCGACGACAAUUUCUCUUCCAUUGUCGCGGCUGUUGAGGAAGGUCGUGCGAUCUACAACAAUAUGAAACAGUUCAUUCGUUAUCUGAUUUCUUCCAAUAUUGGUGAAGUCGUAAGUAUAUUCUUGACUGCCGCCCUUGGUCUUCCCGAAGCUCUAAUCCCUGUACAACUUUUGUGGGUCAAUUUGGUCACUGACGGUCUUCCAGCUACUGCGCUUGGUUUCAAUCCACCCGAUUUGGAUAUCAUGAGCAAGCCUCCCCGUAAAGCCGACGAAUCUCUUAUUUCUGGCUGGUUGUUCUUCCGCUAUCUGGCUAUUGGCGGAUAUGUAGGUGCUGCGACUGUUGGCUCGGCUGCAUGGUGGUUCCUGUACAGUCCGAAUGGCCCACAGAUGAAUUAUUAUCAACUGACUCAUCACUUAGCGUGCAUGGGUGGCGGCGAGGAAUUCAAGGGCCUUAACUGUAAGAUUUUCACAGAUCCUCAUCCCAUGACGAUGGCUCUGUCUGUACUCGUAACCAUUGAAAUGUUAAACGCUAUGAACAGUUUAUCUGAGAAUCAAUCUCUCAUCACUAUGCCGCCCUGGUCUAACAUGUGGCUCAUUGCCUCCAUGGCUCUUUCUUUCACACUCCACUUUGUCAUCCUUUACGUCGAUGUCCUUUCGUCUGUAUUCCAAGUUACCCCACUGACGAGCGAGGAGUGGGUUACCGUUAUGAAGUUUUCCAUUCCAGUGGUACUUCUCGACGAAACCCUAAAGUUCAUUGCCAGAAAGUUUACAGAUGGUGAGAAUCCAAUUGACUCAGUGCAUUCGAUCGUUCUAAUGUGGGCUGUGUUCUUUGGACUAUUAAUUAUUUAUCCCAUAUAGAACGUCCGCGAAAACAAACAUUUAAUCUAACAGACAGUGUUUUUCCUAUGGAAAACAUUUUGCAAAUGAGUUCUCGGACUUGCAAUUGCAUUUAAACAAAAAACCGAAGUUCUUCCCCGUUGCCCGGGAAGCCUCGAAGAUAAGUUAUUAAUUGAAGUGCGUUUAAGUGAGAUUUUAACCAGUUUGACUGUUGUGCAUGGUGUUAGUACAACCAAUACAGAUUUGCCACCAAGGCCCACCAUGCCCGCAUCACACCGUACCCUGAAGUCGCUCUACAAUUAUAUUACGGGUUUCAGUGGCUUCGAGUGAUGAAAAAAAGACCCCGCGCAAUCAAAACAAUUGUGAUUGUUAAAUUAUUUUCUACGAGUGCCUUUUAAACAUUAACUUUUCCUUCCCGACAAAAAAGAAACAACAUCCAUCAAUGUUUUUUCUAACCUUGAUACAUUAGUAUAUCUGUUCCCUUAGCAAUCCCUUUUUUUCAACACGUAUACACCUUGCAUGGUACUUGAGCACAAUGCAUUUCUAAAACAUUAAUUUAUUCGUCAAUAAGUAAUCCUUAUGGAUUCUAAAUAAUUGCAUCUUACUGUUCUAUGUGUAUUAUACAUCUGACGAUGUCUUAGCGAUAACUUAAAUAUUUCUUUUUUUUUUUUCACAUUAAGUAAAAUAUUACAAUUAGAAUACCGAGAAUUGUUAUUUGAAUUAGUUAAAACAUCGACAGAAUAGAACCUUAGAAAGCAUGUUAUAUCAUCAUGUUUUACGGUAGUUCUGUUUUUGAACUUUUCUAACGCACAGCAGUUCACACUACACAGUUUUUUUUUUUUUUCAUUUUAGUUUAUUUGAAAAAUAUCCUUAAAUGUUUUAUAAUUUCCUUUUGUAAUUUAUUUCUAUUUUUAUUUAUCUUUUUACCUCUAUCUUUCUAUCUCUAACUGCUUUUAUUGUUGCUUAUUUUUUAAAAAUUUGUUAUUGUUUAUUAAUCCCCAGCAUCUGGAGUGAUCAAGACGUCAAAACUGGAAUUGUCCGCUUCGUUGCUAACGUGUGAACGCAGAGAUUGUGCAUGAAGUUCAGAAAUUAAUGGAUCUCAUGUUUGAACCUGUCUAUUAUUAUGUCUUCCUCCCUUCGACGAGUAAUUGCAUGCACAAUUGUAUUCUACCAAUGGCACAUCCCAACUAAAAGAAAGGAAAAAAAAAUAUUCACUCACCUCGUAGAACAAUCACUGUCAAUGGUUAGCAAAUCCUGCUGUGCUUCACCUAACUCAUCUCCACGAUGAUACUCAAUUGUUUCACCUGUUACAACUCUAUUAAUCGAUAUUUAGCCUGGUUCUCAAGUAAGACUCAACUACAACUAUUUACAGGUAAAGAAAUUAAAAUUUCUAUAUAUAUAUAUAUAUUUUUUUUAAUUAUCAUUGUUAUAAAUUACGUUGGCACGGCAGGAUCAUUCUAACAUUUUUGCACUAUCAUUGCAUCCACGCUAUUAUACCUUUACGUAUACCUUAUUGGGUGUGACUUAUAUAUAUAUAUAUGUUUGAAUGAUUAAUACCACGUAAUAGAUUUGUAAUAUUAUUAAUUUAUUAGACACGGAUUGCAAGAGUUUGUACGCGUAAGAAAAAAAAUCGAACUUUACGAUAAAUGUCACAAUCCGUGUCUCGUCGUAUUAAUCUCGUCCUUCUCUUAAUAUGGUAGUCUGAAUACGAGAACGCUCGAUGAGAAGGUACAUAUUCGUUCCUAUUGGCGACAAUGAUCGACGCUUCGUUUAUUCGACGAUUCGAGCAUUUGAAUCUCACGAUUUGACUCUUUCAUUAUGGAAUUAGAUAAGUAGAGGAAGAUAGUUUAAGUAAAUUUGAAUAAAUGAAGAAUUUGUAUGAAAGUAUGCGUUAUUAGACUAAUAAUAUUAACUUAACUUUAAUGAAUUUUCAAUAAAUCGAUAAUCACCGUAAUGAAAGAGUUGAAUACAUCAAUACGAAACGUUCAUUGUCCAACAAUUUACAUUCCUUGCAAAGAUAAUUAUGAUUAAUAUAUAAUAUAAUUGAUAAUGAAAAAAAAAAUUAUUUUAAAUGUAACGAACUAUCCCGGAUAAUAAUGUGUUAAAAUCUCUAAUAAUAAAUCUACCUUCUUUACUCUAAGCGUUAGCUCUGUUCUUCGAUCAACAGAACAAAUAGAUUUCUUUUAAAACAUUCAAAGUUAAUAUAUAUAGUUGAUUGCUAUAGUGAAUACAACACGAAUAUAUUGUUAUAUCUUGAAUUUGAUCAAUUCUUGCCACGUUAUUGAAGACUAGUGAAACAUUGUCCAACCUAACCUAACAUUUAUAUUCUCUCUUGUAGAUACUUUUAUAUGCCAUCAUCAAUUACUAUUUGUUCGCGUUGUUAUUUUAACAACAUAGUUAACGGUGUUGAAAUGUCGAGCAAUGUUUCGAGUUCAGACUUGCCAUCAGAGAUAGAAACAUACAUUCUAUAUUAUAAUACACGCGCCACAUGCGAACAAUGGAAGAUCCGGUGUCAUCACGAGUAUACGUGGGCCUUUUUAACGCAUCUAACUGUCUCUUAGUCAUUUCUCUCAUUCGAGGUUUUAUAAAUCAUACGGCGUUAGGAAGAUAAUAGAAGAUAAAUAAGUAAAUCGUUCGGCCAAAUCUUUUUUUGUUUCUUUUUUUUUUUUCUUUCUUUCUUUUUUUCUCUUGCGAGAAAGGAAAGCGAAAAAUAGUUAAAAUUAAAAAUCUGCCUCUCGACCAUAUGCAAAUGCAAUAAGACUGACGAUGUGGCUUCGAGAAGCGGUUUUAUGUGUGCUUUUUUUUUUUUCUUUUUACGUGUAGAAAAGACGAAGACGUUUCUCUCUUUUUUGCCCGUUUAAUUUUUUUUUUUUUUCUCCUUGUACGUCCACCGUUCGUGCGACGCGACGAAUGCAUAAUUAAUUUAAUUCUACGUAGCGUCAUCUGCAAUGUUUACGAUUAGUGUAAUAUAUAUAAAUAUAUAUUAAUUAUCGAUUAGGGUGUGAUACUACUUUUGGUAUAGGCAUAAUUAAACUUAAUUAGAUCCGUGAUGCAAGAAUCCGUGAAAAAAAAAAAAGAAAAAGAAAAAAAAGAAAAGAAAAAUAAUUUGUACGAUUUAAUCGUCCAUGCGUUGAAGCGUGCGCAUACCCUUUGCAUCGCUUUUUUCUAUUUUCAUUUUCAUUCGUUUCUCUUCCUUCUAUACCCUAUUCGACUAACUUGUGUUUUAAUCGAAAUAAUGGAAUUCACAUUUUGUACAGCGAGAUAUCUAUCGUCACGAGUAUCGGCACGAUCUUCUUCGACGAUUCUGUGCGAAAUGUAGGAACGAACAGAAACGUUUAACGUGUAAGAUGAAUUUAAUUAAGUGUUAAAUCUCUUGUUUUUUUUUCCUUUUUUUUUUUCCUUUUUUUUCCCUUUUUUUUCUUUCCUUUCGAUUUAAUUGCCUUACCAGCACAGAAAUAUCAGAAGCAUCACGAUGCCGAUACGAUCGGAGAAAAGAAAAAUUAAAAAUUGAAAAUGAAAAGAAAAAAAAAUAUAUAUAUGAAACAGUCUUAAUAGACGCUCAAUAAACGUUGAUGAACGAGAGAAAUUUUGUACUUUCUUGCGUUCACUCGACGUUUCGAACGUUUGUAAGUACUUGCAUAUCGUGUGGAUUGUGUUUUCUUUCUUUCUCGCUUUUAUUUCUUCUUCUUUCUUCUCAUUGUUUUCUUUCUUUUUUUUUUUUUUUUUUAUAUAUAUAUAUCUUACUUUCUUCCCUUUCUCUUACAAAAAAUCCGUGAAAAAAAAAUCGUGGAGCAGUAGAGAGUGCCAUCGACGAGAGAGAAAUCGAGCGAAGCGUUGGACAAGCGAUUUCGACUCGUGUUCGAAGUUAUAUCUUGUUCGAUCGGCGAUCGAAAGAGAAAUUAUUAUGAAUUCUAUUUUCACCUAUCCUGUAACUUAAACCGUCUCGUUCCUUCCAUAUCUGAAGAAGAUAUAACUCGAAACGGAUUAAUUUUGAAAUUAAAAGAGUAACGAAUAAAAAUUUGUGAAUCGAAAGAAAAUUCGUCCAACGCUUUGACCAACCUGAUAAAGUUACGAUGAUGAAAGCAUCGGUCUCAUCGUUCGUGCAGGAAGUACCUAUUUCUAAUGAUAAUAAUAAUAAUAUUAAUAAUAAUAAUAAUAAUAAUAAUAAUAAUAAUAAUGAUAAUUAAUAACUUAUGAUAGAGAGUGCGACUACUUGAAUGAUCAUUUUGAUGCUACUAUCAACCGUCACAGACGCACGUUAUGGCGAGCCACGGUGUGAUGAUCCUAAUUAAUCAAUGCCCGAAUAGUACGAAUUUAACGGUCUAACAGUAAUUACGAGACGAUCAUGUACACGAAAAAUGAAAAUAAUAAUACUUCAAAUCCGCGAAUUAUUCGCAAGAUCGUUGAUACGAAACAGAACGCUCUAUAUAUGAUGUAUACAUAUAUCGAUCGAUAACUGCGAAUCGACAGAAAACGGAACAUUCUUAUCGAUCGAGUUACAGGCGUACGGAUGUUCAGGGUACGAAUAUAUUCGAGAUCUGUUCUCGAGAAUAUUUUCUUACGAGUGGACAUCGAAUCGAAAGUACAAUAAUCACAUUUUCAACGCUGUGUCCAUUUUCGAAAAAAAUGUUCUCUUCGAGAACAAUUCUCAAUAGAUUUAUACCCUUAGUAAAAAGAAGAAAAAAGAAAAAGAAAAAGAGGUUUAUUUAUCAGUUUUUCUUUUAUUUAUUCGUGUACACGUACAUAUAUAUAUAUAUAUAUAGAUAUACAUAGAGGUUCGAAUCGAGAAACAAUUUAUAAGUGAAAGUAAAUAUUGCAUCGCGACUACGAUUAAUCUCGAUACUAUUAAAAUGACGGUUUGACGUAGUGCGUUAUUUGUUGUAAUAAAAAAAAAGAAAAGAAAAGAAAAAAAAAAAUAUUAAUGAAGGAACGUAAGAUCAUGUAUUAUUAAUGCGUGUUCGAAGUUUUCUAUGAUCGGCCUACUGUUUUACGAGUUUAGAAGAUCGCUCGAUUUUAAGAAUUACAAUAAUAGUAUAAUCUCGCUUAGAAAAAGAAAAAAGAAAAAAAUAGUGGCAUCUGCCGCGUGUAAGAACAUCGAACACUUAAUACAAUGUGAACUGUAAUAA
Messenger RNA from Apis cerana (Asiatic honeybee), 9302 nucleotides. RefSeq names its product ATPase sarcoplasmic/endoplasmic reticulum Ca2+ transporting SERCA (gene SERCA). Gene Ontology annotation, cellular component: membrane. Gene Ontology annotation, biological process: calcium ion transport. Lineage: Eukaryota; Metazoa; Arthropoda; Insecta; Hymenoptera; Apidae. The record is from RefSeq and is a predicted model, not a curated record. Gene Ontology annotation, molecular function: ATP binding; ATP hydrolysis activity; P-type calcium transporter activity.